UUUUCAACGUUAUAAAAGAUAUUGGAGGAGGGGCAUUUUUGGAAUGUGCUGAGGAAGACGGGUACUCGCACAGCUGGAUAUACAUGGACCUGUUUGUUUCUCUGGAGAAUGGCCAUGGCUCUACGCUUUACUACUCUUCUUCUUUUUAUUUGUUUAUGACAUCUCGUGACGACUCUAAUAAAAUAUUUGAAUAUUUUUCGUGUGUGUGUGUGUGUGUCUGCUUGUUCAUAUCCACCAUUAUAUAUAUAUUUAUCUCCAAUCUCAAGUAUCCAUAUUCCUUUUGUUACCAUUGUCGUGCUAUAGUACCUGCGUUGAUGCCCUUGAGAGCGCCAAACCACUAACAAACGCUGAAUCGGGCAAUUGUCGCGGAAUGGCGCAAACCUGUCUGGUUCGCGCAGCACCGCAAUUUGUCCACGGAAAAUUCCCACAACGACCACCGAGGCCAACACGUAGGGGGACGGGCCAGCGCGAGAGCAUCAACAACACAGUAACACAACGGACUGAA
Molecule: messenger RNA, 505 nt
Organism: Williopsis jadinii
Lineage: Eukaryota; Fungi; Ascomycota; Saccharomycetes; Phaffomycetales; Wickerhamomycetaceae
Exons: 1
Coding region: 84-341 (85 amino acids)
Source: RefSeq, a predicted model, not a curated record